AUAGCAUUUGGAAGCAGUAAUUGUUCUAGCCUUUUGAGGAGUUCAUCACUUAACAAUGGCCAACGAAGACGUUUCGCACGACCUUUCCGCGCUUCUUUCGUCGGAAGAGAGGGACUUUCUCAUCCGUAACAAUGGUGACCAGGUUAAGGUCAGCAAUUUGGUUGGGAAGAUCGUCGGAUUCUAUUUCUCUGGUUCGUGGUGCGGGCCGUGCCGUAAUUUCACUCCGUUGUUGGUAGAAGUCUAUGAACAGCUAUCAUCCAAAGGGGACUUUGAGGUGGUCUUCAUUUCUUCUGACAGAGACGAUGAAUCCUUCAACACAUACUUCUCCGAAAUGCCAUGGCUUGCUAUUCCCUUCUCCGAUACGGAGACCCGCAAACGUCUUAAGGAAGUGUUCAAAGUAAGAGGGAUCCCUAAUCUUGUCAUUUUUGAUACGAAUGGCAAGGUUUCCUGCGAUAGUGGAGUCAGCACGGUCAAGGAACAUGGCGUGGAUGGGUAUCCGUUCAACCUUGAUAGACUGAAUUUCCUUAAAGAGCAAGAAGAGAACGCUAAGAAGAAUCAAACCAUAAGCUCUAUAUUGGUUUCCAGCUCACGUGAUUAUGUGAUUUCAAAUGAUGGAAAAACGAUCCCCGUGUUGGACCUUGAAGGAAAAUUGGUUGGCUUGUAUUUUUCAGCCCAUGCUCGUAGGAUGUGCCGUGAGUUCACUCCUAAACUAGUGGAAUUGUAUAAGACGCUCACGGAAAAAAGAGAGAACUUUGAAGUAGUCCUAAUAUCUCUAGACGACGAAGAAGAAAACUUCAAAGAGAGUUUUGAGACAAUGCCUUGGUUGGCUUUGCCUUUUAAGGACAAGAGCUGCGAGAAGCUAGUGCGGUAUUUUGAACUUAGAACCAUUCCUAAUCUUGUCAUAAUUGGCCAAGAUGGGAAGACUUUGAACCCAAAUGUAGCUGAACUCAUCGAAGACCAUGGAAUUGAAGCCUACCCAUUUACACCGGAAAAGCUUGAAGAGCUAGCUGCAAUUGAAAAGGCAAAACUGGAAUCGCAGACGCUUGAGUCAGUUUUGGUUAACGGGGAAAAUGAUUUUGUGAUUGACAAAAGUGGCUCCAAGGUCCCAGUGUCUGAACUAGUUGGAAAGAACAUUCUUCUUUACUUCUCAGCUCAAUGGUGCCCUCCUUGUCGUGCCUUUUUACCCAAGCUAAUUGAAGCAUACCACACAAUUAAAGCAAAAGACAAUGCAUUUGAGGUGAUCUUCAUCUCAAGUGACAGCGAUCAAUCCACCUUUGACGAGUUCUAUUCAGAAAUGCCUUGGUUAGCCCUUCCAUUUGGUGAUGAAAGGAAACAAAUCCUGGGUCGGAAAUUCAAAAUUGAAGGCAUUCCUGCAGCUGUAGCGAUUGGCCCAAGUGGCCGGACCAUUACCAAGGAAGCUCGGAUGCACUUGACAGCUUACGGGGCAGAUGCUUUUCCAUUUACCGAGGAACAUCUAAAGCAAUUGGAGGAGCUUGAGGAAAAGGCAAAGGGGUGGCCAGAGAAAGUGAAACACGAACUUCAUUGGAGAACCACAAAACCUUAUCAACUGUUGCAGUCUGAGAAGGCAUAUUCUGAAAUCACUUACUAUCUCUGGCCAUCUCGUGCAUGGACCCCUCUACUACGGAGGAAGGACACUGCUGGGCUCUUACCUUAA
Molecule: messenger RNA, 1675 nt
Organism: Populus euphratica (Euphrates poplar)
Lineage: Eukaryota; Viridiplantae; Streptophyta; Magnoliopsida; Malpighiales; Salicaceae
Product: probable nucleoredoxin 1
Exons: 5
Coding region: 56-1675 (539 amino acids)
Molecular function (GO): thioredoxin-disulfide reductase (NADPH) activity
Source: RefSeq, a predicted model, not a curated record